Tarenaya hassleriana is the source of this 1249-nucleotide messenger RNA. Its product is annotated as vesicle-associated protein 4-2-like. Bases 125 to 973 code for a protein of 282 amino acids. The transcript is spliced from 7 exons. The record is from RefSeq and is a predicted model, not a curated record. Gene Ontology annotation, biological process: endoplasmic reticulum membrane organization. Gene Ontology annotation, cellular component: plasma membrane; endoplasmic reticulum membrane. Lineage: Eukaryota; Viridiplantae; Streptophyta; Magnoliopsida; Brassicales; Cleomaceae.
GACGUGAAGUUGUGAACCCAACCAAUCGCAUUCUCUCUUUCUCUCCACGUUCGAUCUCUUUCACACACUCUCUCUCUGUGUCUCUCGCCGGAGCUGUUUUCUCCGAUCGCAUGCUCGGUGUGAUAUGGCCGUGACGGAGGAGAAGCCGGCGUCCGAUGUGCGAGGUUGGGGUUUCUUCAAGAUGCCGUUCCGAAUCUCCGGCGGCAACAGCAGCAGCUCCUCCGCAGCCACGGCUCCGUUUCCGUCGGGAGCUUCGUCUUCUGCAGCUUUUCAUCCCCAUCUCCACAACCAUCACCACCAUCUCGGCUUCAACAGCUCUCACGGAGACGGAUCCGGUCAGAAUCAUCACCAUGCCAGUCCUUCAGUGUCGUCAGUCGCCAAGUCGUUUCUCCCCGCGAAGCGCCGGUUGAAGCUUGAUCCGACGACUAAGCUCUAUUUCCCUUAUGAGCCUGGGAAGCAAGUGAGGAGCGCCAUUAAGAUUAAAAAUACCAGCAAAUCACAUGUAGCUUUUAAGUUUCAAACAACUGCACCAAAGAGUUGCUUCAUGCGACCGCCUGGUGCUAUUCUUGCUCCCGGGGAGACUCUUAUUGCAACUGUGUUCAAAUUUGUUGAGCCUCCCGAGAAUAACGAGAAACCAAUGGAUCAAAGGAGCAGGGUUAAGUUCAAAAUCAUGAGCCUGAAGGUGAAAGGCCCGAUGGACUAUGUGCCUGAACUGUUUGACGAGCAAAAGGAUCACGUGUCUGUAGAGCAAAUAUUGCGGGUGGUUUUCUUGGACCCUGAGCAUCCCAGCCCUGCUCUGGACAAAUUGAAGCGACAGCUAGCUGAAGCAGAUGCUGCAGUUGAGGCACGGAAGAAACCUCCGGAAGAUACUGGUCCGAAGAUAAUCGGUGAAGGGCUUGUAAUUGAUGAAUGGAAAGAGCGGCGGGAAAGAUAUCUUGCACAGCAACAAGGGGAGGGAUUGGACACGGCAUGAACAGUUGUGUCUGGUAAUAUCAGAUCAUGCAAUCCAAAAGAUCAAUGUGGGUGAGUGAAACCCUCAACCCUCAACUCCUUUUGUAAAAAUGAAAAAAAAUUUGCAGAAAUUGGAACUGAAGAGUGAAGAGUGUGAUUUGGUGGUUCUGUUCUUGUUAUAUAUGUCAUUAGACCCAUGAAAGUGUAUGAAUAUUACUGAUGUUGUCUGAAUCCGUACCAUCAUAAUCAUAUUACAUGGGUUUGAUGGUCAAUUAUUGCCUUGACUACUGUUGCUUCC